AUGAAUAUUAAGAUACCUGUACAGAAGAGACGUUCAGUUAAGCCACCUGAGUUAGAAAAAGCAGAUAAGGAAAUGUCAAAGGCUUUUAAUACGUUAAACCAGGCUAUUCUCAAUAAAGGCCAACAAAAUAAAAUAGAGGACGACUGCGACUUGUAUGGGAGGCUUCUUGCUAACAAGCUCAGAAAAUAUUCAGAUAAUGAGAGACAAGAAAUAAUGUACGAUAUUGAUGGAUUACUAUUAAAACGGCGUCGCAAUUGUAGUCCUCAGUACGUGUCUUCACCUUCUCAAAUCAUUAUAAGUAAACGUCCGUCAUCUUCAGCUACCAGUUAUUCUUGUCCAUCACCGUCGUCACUUUGGAUCAAUUCCCCCCCCUCAUCAUCAACGUCUUCAAAUUAUUCUCAAUAUAAAAGCCAAAUCCCUUCUCCGCAAACUUAUAUAAUUACUUCUCCUAUUCCACCUACGCAAACUCCAUCCCCUCCUCCACAUACUGAACUCCCUAUUGCCUCAUGCACACAAAAAGAAAUUUAUCAAUCCCCCAACAGAAUCCAUACACCUGGCCCUACGAUCCAUAUACCUGAGGAUUCCAUGCAAUUAACUUCUGACGAAUUGUAUUCUCAGCCACAGAGUCAGUCUCAGAAUACUUUGGCUGAUGCUUAUGCAAGAGCCUUGAAAAACGAUUACAAAAAUAACCAAUUUAAAAAAAUGUAG
Molecule: messenger RNA, 708 nt
Organism: Diatraea saccharalis (sugarcane borer)
Lineage: Eukaryota; Metazoa; Arthropoda; Insecta; Lepidoptera; Crambidae
Source: the annotation of a GenBank genome assembly